Hippocampus comes (tiger tail seahorse) is the source of this 1510-nucleotide messenger RNA. Its product is annotated as leucine-rich alpha-2-glycoprotein-like. The coding region runs from base 237 to 1220 and encodes 327 amino acids. The record is from RefSeq and is a predicted model, not a curated record. Lineage: Eukaryota; Metazoa; Chordata; Actinopteri; Syngnathiformes; Syngnathidae. Gene Ontology annotation, molecular function: protein binding. The transcript has 2 exons.
UUGCGGAUUUAUUUUAUGACAGAGGUGGUCUGGGGAUUAUUGCACUGUCACCAAGGGGUAAAAGUCAAAGGUCAAAAGUCCGCCCCCGAUGGGUCGGCCGUGGAUGAGCUGCAGUGUUGACUUGAUUCUGUUUGCCUCUUGCGACAUUUUGUCCCGACUGACUGUCCUCGUUCACAAGACAGCAACCCCAUUUCGGCAUAAACAGACGGCUCUCCAGACACUUUUAGUGGUUGAAGAUGAAUUUGAUUCUGGUGCUGAUUUUAUGCGCAAUAAGUAACCGCGGUGUCCAUGCCUGCCCACAUCGCUGCUCCUGUUCGGGUUCUGAGGUGGAGUGCGCCGACGUCUCGAACAUGACGUCGUUCCCCGUCGACGGUUUACCGUCCAACACCACGGUGUUGUCCAUCUGGUCCGCCCAGAUCUCUUCUUUAGAAGCGGGUUAUUUCAAUGCCGUGCCCUUUCUGAACAGGCUUCAGCUGUACGCCGGCCUGUUGGACAACCUUCCUUCGGAUCUCCUGCGGAACGCUUCCCGACUGAGCUCAUUGGAUCUCACGGGGAACCGGCUUAUCCGUCUUCCUCUGGGAGUCUUCCGCCAGAAGUCGCUCCGCGAUUUGGUCCUUAAAAACAAUCGCAUCGAAGAAGCGGAAGCGGGUUGGUUUGAUGAGAACAACAGCCUGACCCGGUUGGACUUAUCAGGCAAUCGUUUAUCCGACAUCCCGGUGUCGUUUCUUCAUAAGCUGCAACAUCUGGAGCAUUUGGAUUUGAGCGACAACAAACUAGAAGCUCUGCAACCAGAUGCCUUGAAGAACCUGCACCACCUGGACGUUCUUAAUCUGGCCGGGAACAAACUGAGCGCCCUGACGCCGACGACCUUCAGCCACAACCCGAAGAUCUCGCGUCUGUUUCUACAAGAGAAUCAACUCCGGGAUCUUCCGCCGUCCCUCCUCUCGGGUCUGCGGCGACUUCAGUUACUUCUUCUCAACCAGAACAGGUUGCGACAUCUCCCCGCGGGCCUGCUGGAUGACAGGGACUCGUCUUUCCAGCUGAUCCUAGCGAUCAACCCAUGGCUGUGCGAUGGGAAAAUGGAGUACCUGUGGAGAUGGCUCAAUGAACAUCCUCAAAGUGUCUUUUAUCUGGAGGAGGUGACCUGCGCCGGGCCGGAAGCUCUCAAGAACAGACAAGUGGCGUCUUUAACGGAAAGUGAACUUGGUCUGGUCAGAUAAAAACGAUUUUCAAGCAAAUUAUUGUCAAAUGCAAAGAUUUGUGAUGAACACGUGUUUUUCUUGACUUUUAAAAAUGAUUUUAAGUUUUGACUCGUGUUUUUCCAUCUCAUGUCUACUCGUUAGCUUAUUUUCUAACUUUUCUCGUCAGCCGCGUUCCUGUUGAUCGGCUCCCUCCAGUCACUCGUGGCUUGCCCAGUUGUGCCUCGUCGUCUCGUCCAUUUGCUUGUAUUUAGUUUCUUGGUUUGUUAUGGUUCAUUUUUGCAAUAAAUCUGACAGAGAUGUUUUAAUGA